This is a messenger RNA of Engraulis encrasicolus (European anchovy), 1908 nucleotides long. RefSeq names its product piggyBac transposable element-derived protein 4-like. The record is from RefSeq and is a predicted model, not a curated record. Lineage: Eukaryota; Metazoa; Chordata; Actinopteri; Clupeiformes; Engraulidae. The coding region runs from base 1 to 1908 and encodes 635 amino acids. The transcript has 3 exons.
AUGGCAAGGAGGAAAGGUCUCAGCCUUGCGGAGGUGCACGCCGCACUGUUCGCCUCGGAGUCCGAGGAAGGAGAAGAAAGUGAUGUGGGGUCCGGGGCUGCCAGCUACGACUCCGCGGAGGAGGAUGCCUUUGAGGAUGGCUUUGAUGUCAUCCUCGAUAACAGUGGGACGCAAGACCUGCACUCCAGCCCCAUCAGCCAGUGCAAGGAGACCUCAGCGCCAACCUCAGCGACGUACCAGGGCGAUGACCUGCCGCACAGCGCCCACUCCCCGCACAGCUCCCACGCGCCGCACAGCUCCCACGCGCCGCACAGCUCCCACGCGCCGCACAGCUCCCACCCCAUCCACAUGCCCUGCAGGCCGAAGAGGACACCUGGUGUGCAGCUGGACCCUCGGGAAGACUACACUCCAAGUGAACUCUUCCAGUUGUUCUUCUCCAAGGAAGUUGUGCGCACCCUGUGCACCAACACCAACCGCCAUGUAGCCAAGAGGAAGGCAGCAGGCUACAAGCGGAUGUGGAGAGAUGUGGUCCCGGACGAAAUCAUGCACUUCAUCAGCCUCGUCAUAUACAAGGGCCUGGUGAAGACCCAUGAAGCGCGGGACAUGUGGAGGAAGGGGCGCCUCUACAACUUUGCCUUUCCAAAAUCAGUGAUGGCAGGGUACCGCUAUGAUGCUAUAAAAGCUCUUCUCCAUAUGAGCGACCCUGCAGACGACGCCAUUAAUGACCAGCUCCGGGGACAACCUGGCCACGAUGGUCUGUGUCGCCUGAGGCCUCUGCUGGACCAGCUGCUGACUGCCUGCAAGACCUACUAUCAUCCUCGGAAGAACGUGUCCGUCGACGAGAGGAUGGUCGCAAGUAAGUCGAGGAUCCAUUUGAAAAUGUAUAUGAAGGACAAGCCAACGAAGUGGGGCUACAAGUUAUUUGUCUUGGCUGAUAGCUCCAAUGGCUACACUUGUGAUUUUGCCAUAUAUGAGGGCAAAGCAAAGGCACCAUCUGGCCAGGGCCUGAGCUUUGACUCUGUGGUGAACCUCAUGCGUGUGGCCUAUCUUGGCACUGGCUACGCUGUGUAUGUAGACAACUUCUACACCAGUGCCAAGCUGUUCCUCCACCUCCGCAGCAUUGGCUUCAGCGCCUGUGGCACCAUCCGUGAGACGAGGAUUGGCUUCCCACGCACCACAACCAAUGCCCUGCCACGGAAUGCUGCACGGGGGGACAUGAGGUGGCUAAGGAGUGGACCCCUGCUCUUCGUGAAAUGGAAGGACACCCGUGAUGUCACCAUGUGCUCCACCAUGCACAAGGCCUAUGCGCAGAACACAAGUGCACGGCGGGUCAAGGAUCCCCGCACAGGUGUCUGGUCCGUGCAGCGCAUCCCAAUCCCGGAGCCGGUCCUCGCCUACAACAAGCACAUGGGGGGGGUGGACCUCUCGGAUGCGUUGAUAAAGUACUUCACCGUCUCCCAGAAGACCAGACGGUGGUACUUCAAGCUGUUCCUGCACUUUGUCAACAUCGCAGUGGUCAACAGCUUCCUCCUCCACAAGGAGAUGUCGGUGGCCCGCAGGGAGAAGCCCCUCACCCAGAAGGCCUACAGGGAGCUGCUGUGCUGUGAGCUGGCUGAUGUGGGGCAGGAGCAGCCACGUGCACCGGGAGAGGCUUCCGCUGAAGCCAGUGGUGGGGCUUCACCCUCCGCAUCCUCUUCGUCUGAGGAGGAAAGGCCACAGGGGUGCUUCCCGGUCACUGUUGUGACACCGUCUUCUGAUGCCAGGCAGAAGGCAAGUGCGGGAAGGAAGCGUUGUGUUCUGUGCAAGAACAGGACCAUGUACAUGUGCAGGUCUUGCAGGGUGCCACUCUGCAUCAUUGUGGACAGACUGUGCUUUACAGAGUGGCAUGACAUGCAGGGUGCACAGUGA